Messenger RNA from Haliotis rufescens (red abalone), 1718 nucleotides. RefSeq names its product BAG family molecular chaperone regulator 3-like. Lineage: Eukaryota; Metazoa; Mollusca; Gastropoda; Lepetellida; Haliotidae. The transcript is spliced from 2 exons. The record is from RefSeq and is a predicted model, not a curated record. Gene Ontology annotation, molecular function: protein-folding chaperone binding. Bases 90 to 1592 code for a protein of 500 amino acids.
UUGAGUCCUUCUGAGACCUUUCUAGAUGGUGAACGAACUGAGGUGCUGUUUCGAGGGCUUUGGCUGAAGGACUAUAUAUACACGCGACAAUGGCUGGGAGGUCAGUUUAUCAAGAUCCUUACAGUCAGCCUUUUCAAAGGAACGAACCUCUACCGACAGGUUGGGAAAUGUUAUACGACAAGACAACAGGUUGGCCAUAUUUUGUGGAUCACAACACGCAUCAUACGACUUGGCAAGAUCCAAGGAUAAGGAUGACUCAGUCAAUGGGUUACCCUCAACAAGAUUAUGGAAUGGGGCGUGGUCAUCAGCCAAGCUACUACCCUCAGGGGAAGACAGUGGAAAUUCCUGUCAUUCAUGAAUCUUCUAGAGCCUCACCUAAUAGGCAGGUGCCUCAUCAUACCAGUACAUGGCCAGGUCCACCUCAGCCACAGCCUCACCAGCCAUACCCCCAGGGGCGUGCAACUCCCCCCUCCCAACAAAGCCAUCCCACUCACAUGCAACACGCCCAAGGGAGAAGUUCCCCUAGCAUGAGGGAAAUACCUGUUCAACAUUUAACUAUCAAUGAAAAUCGACCCCAGGUACAGCCAAGUCAUGGACAUGGUCAAGGAUAUCCACAGCCAUCACAAGGGCACCCCCAACAGCCAAUGCAGGGCCACCCCCAACAGCCAAUGCAGGGCCACCCCCAACAGCCAAUGCAGGGCCACCCCCACCAACAGCCAAUGCAAGGCCACCCUCAGCCUCAGCCUGGGUAUCCCCACCCACAGGAACACCAACCCCAGACUUACCCACAGCCCCAGGGAUAUCCUCCUCAGCAUGUGAGAGAUCAGGGGAUACAUCAGCCAAGUCCGCAACAAGCUCCACCCCGACGUGAGACUAACGAGCCAAUUGUUAUACCAAUUCUCCAUGAAAACUCAAAACCAGGAGCUCAAAACCAAUCCAGUCAGCAAAUGCCCCAGCCAAGAACCCAGCCUCAUUUUUCAAGUGGUCCAUCGUUGAAUGAGCAUGCUCAGAAGUCAUUUAACCCCCAGCAACCAAUGGGUGGUCAGCAGCAGCAAACCACGUCGGCUCCUCAACAGCAAAAGUCUGAGGAAGAAAAAGCUUUCGAUAUUAUUAAUGGUGUUGUGAAUGAUGUGAAAAAUCUGGAAGCAAAUGUGAACGUGUUUCAGGGGAAGAAGACGGACAAGGGGUACAAAUACUUAGAGGAGAUGCUAACUCGGAGCCUCCUGAAACUUGACGGGGUGCAAGCUGGGGGUCAGGACAGGAUCCGAGAUUCACGAAGGCAGGCUGUCAAACUGAUCAAUGCUGCCUUGGACCUUCUCGAACUCAAGGCUUGUGCAAGUGAACAAAAUGUUGAACACAUUGACGAUCAACGUUCGGGAUACCAAGAACAUACAGGGGGAAAUGGUAGUACUUACGAACAGUACAGCUCAAUGCCUCCCCAUUUGUCUGCAGGUGAUGCUGAACAGUCACGUAGGGCUGAGGGCAUCAAUAAUGAAACUCAGCCUAGUGAUUCUAAUAAUGAGAAGAAGCCGGGAGAGAAGGACCCCAGCCAUGUGAGAGAGAUGUUACUAGAGAGUGAGGUUUCUUGUUAAACUGUUGGACUGUUAGUGUUAAAUUAUAGAUGCACAGUCUUCUAAUGCCACUAUUUUUUAUGUAACUCUUGUAUUUAACUUAUUAAUGAUCUGUGUUAAUGAUGAAUAAAUAUUUAUUUAUUGGAA